AUGAAUUCUUUACUGGGAAAGGUUUUACUGAGGUUGUCAAUAUACUAUGGUUAUACAUUAGCCGUUGCUUGGGUCUUCACCCAUAUCGAGCGCCAGGAUGAAUCAGUCCAUGACAGAAAGGAUAGGAUGUUGAAGGAUCUAAGAACAGACAUGCAGAAUAAAUACAACAUGACAGAAUAUGAGUUCAUGAAUUUUUCAAGAAGAGCCAAAGAAGUCUUUUCGGUUGGGGAUGAAAUAGACUGGACUUUUCCAAUCAGCUUUAUGUUCGUGGCAACAACUCUAUCGACAGUAGGUAAUUGUACAAAGAUAACCUUGAAUAAAUGUUCUGACUAAAAAAUGACAUGAUACGACUCUAUGAGCGAGGUCGGCUCAAAAAGAGAAUGGAGAGCUCGGAUUUCAAAUAGACCUCUUCAGUCUGCAGGAUUGUUUACCAAUAUCCGGUCUGAACAGUAUUCUCAACUUUACUUUUUGUUAAUUUUGUGUACAUGUGCAUGUGAACACGUUUUGUAAGAAAUAGUUUUCUUAGUUAUUAUCACAUGAAGUAAAAUGGGUAAACAAAACAUUCAAGCUACAAGUGUAAAGAGGUACGCCGGUCUAUUUCUAUAACCAUGUGGACUGCUGCAAAAUCAUGUCUAAGUUUAGAUCUUAUCGUGUCAGCAAGAAUAAGAAAAAUAUCGAAAAUAGGAUUAUAUCUUCGAUCAAGGAAGAAGGAGGAUAAACAGAGAAUUAGCAAAAAGCCAAGGCAUAACGUAAAAAUAAAACGAUUUAAAAACCAAACUAAAAACUAACAACGUACAAAUAUAAAGCUAACCCUGUUGAAGUCCUAAAUGUAAUAACUGUCCUAAAUGUAAUAAAGUCCUAAAUGUAAUAACAUUUGGUCCUAAAUGUAAUAAAGUCCUAAAUGUAAUAACAUUUAGUCCUAAAUGUAAUAAGCCUCCAAUGCAAUCGUUUGACUCCUACAGUGCAUUGUUGUCAUGGCGGACAUCCACAUUGAUUGUAAGUGACAGCUGUUACACCAAAAAAACCGCUGACCAGUUUACAUGUCACAUUGUGGGCUCACUGAUAUCAAUCAGCGUCUUUUUACUUGCUAGAAAUAUCAGCAGUCGAAGUAUGGUCCUUAAAGCGGUUUAUCGAUCGAGUUGAAGGAAAUCAUUUCCAGCCCAAAGUGGGCUAGUACUUGGCUGGAAGCUCAAUAGGAUGGAAUCGAUUGGUACGUAACCAUUAAGACUUUUUGGAAAAGAAAUUGACUACAAUUGAUGAUGAACUAGCAUGCUGUUGUUGAUGUUAUCGUUCGUGUUAAAGUCUUUAGUAGUGAUGCACCAUUUUAGAGCAGUUUGAAUGAUUUCGCUGUGUCACAUGUUAAUCCAAAAGAAAAUUUUUAUUAUCAGUAGCGUUAUUGAAAUUUUGCACAUCAAUGUUAUUCAGUGUCGAUUGAUUCUGAUGAAGCAUUUGAGUUCAUUUUUAAGAAUGACUAUCCUGAUUUAUUCAAUUUUGAACUUGGGGUAUUGCAUUUCCAGCCCUCUAUGGCUUUACUCCACCUCAGUAAUCAGUUCAUGUACCAUAUGACUAUUAGUGGAAACUGUUGAGCUUUCUUUUUUCAUUCAUCUAUUUAUCUAUUCAUUUUCUCCCCUCACGGCGGGGAGAAGAGGUGAAGACAACAAAUGAAAUAUAAACUUGAGAUCAACUGUAAAAUAUAUGUUUUCCUAAUAUUUCGGUUCGCGGAACUGAUGAACCCGUCAUAAGGGGCUAAAGGAAAAAAAAUGAAUGGUUCAUUAGACCGUCAACUGACCAUCAUGUGUUGAUUGGUGUAGCUCAAUGGUUCAAUUUGACUCUUGCGUGGAGGUAACAUGUCAAGACCUGUGAUCGUGAAAUGGGAUAGCAUAUGAUUGGUCAGUCGAUAUCUUGCUCUGCAAGUCACUUUAUCAAAUAGCUAGCAGCGCACGUGGGCAAGAUGAAGUGAAUCUUGUGUUCUGAUUGGCUACCUGAGCGGGCAUGAUGGGCCCACCCUCGCCCGCUCGGGAUACCCCGUAUUGAUCCCACACAAGAAAACUUACAAAGUUCGUAACUUUUGGACAAUGUUUGCAUAUACAUAGAAAAAAAUAAACGACCAUCUUGGGUUUAUUGUACUGUAAACACAGUUGGCUUUCACUAUUGGCUCUCGAAAUAAACAGGCCAUUCUUGAUUCUUAUCAAAGCGAAAUCUUUUGCUAUACAAUGAAUCCUUUAAUGAUUAAGCCAAGAGAAUAUAAACUCUCUUGACCAAGCUUGUAUGGUCAAGAUUACUGGAUAUUAGCCUCGUUCUUUUUCUACUUUUUUUUUAUGGACCGUGACCUCGUCUCCGUCCAUAAAAAAAAAAAAAAAAAAAAAAAGAACUCAGCCAAUAUAUAGCCAUUUUGACCUCACGCUUGGUCAAUAACGCAUAUGAAUAUAUUUUAUGCAGACCCCUACAAAUCUGUCAAGGGAAGACAGUACAAAGAAUGCCCUUCUGAGCCCAGAAUUUGUCUAACCUAUGAGUCGGUGGACUUCUUUUUCCUUGUAAUUCGGUUCAUCAAGUGUUAACUUCAGCACUGAUGACAGAAGUAUUUCUUCAAAAUCUGUUACACUUAAGAGUCUGAGCCAAUGAUAUAGAGAGAGCUAUAAUUGCUCCGUUCUCGUCCGUCAAUUUGAUGCCAAAAGCACAUCAGCAUCAGUAUAAGGUUUUGUAGCCAAUGCUUCUCAACCUACCUCUUUAACAAAUAAAAAGACGCUGAUUAAUAUCAGUGAGCCCGCAAUAUUCCAUAGAUAUUGGUCAGAGGAUUCUUUAGCGCAACAGCUGUCACUUUAACAUUUCAAUGUUAGCGCAGUUAAACGAUUGCAUAGGAGGCUUAUUACAUUUAGGACCGAACGUUAUUACAUUUAGGGCUUUAUUACAUUUAGGACCAAAUGUUAUUACAUUUAGGACUUUAUUACAUUUAGGACAGUUAUUACAUUUAGGACUUCAACAAACCCCAGGUAACAGUGAUGCGUGAUUCUCCUCGCUUUCUCUUUGAUAUUUCUCUAUUUAUUCAUUCAUUUAUAUUUUACAUUAUUCACUUAACUGUGGUUGCUUGAUUUUAUGUAGGAUAUGGAAAUAUAACACCUAAAACGCGUCUUGGGCAACUGAUAACCAUAAUAGUUUGUAUUCUUGGUAUUCCUUUGUGCAUGCUGACCUUUAAAACUACGGGAGAACUUGUUGCUUCUUGUCUUCGGUUCCUUGUUAUCAAAGCUGAAAAAGUUAUCCUAAAGAGAGAGGAAUCAAAACAUAUUAAGAAAAAAACGUUUCUUGCGACGUGUGUUUUGAUGUUAACACUCCUCGCAUUUGCGGCCACGUUAUCUACCUUCCAAGAGCAAUGGUGUUUCACAGAGGGUUUAUACGCCUGGUUCAUUACUUUCACAACAAUUGGUUUCGGAGACUAUGUACCAUUUCAGAAAAAAGUUCACCAAGAAAAAUAUUGGGAAAACAGCUUCAUUGUUGACACUAUCAUCGUUGGUUUACCUUUAAUUUUUGGACUGAGCAUCAUGUCCUGUCUCUUAAACUGUGUCGCCGACUCUCUG
Molecule: messenger RNA, 3572 nt
Organism: Pocillopora meandrina
Lineage: Eukaryota; Metazoa; Cnidaria; Anthozoa; Scleractinia; Pocilloporidae
Source: the annotation of a GenBank genome assembly